GUCUUGCCAAGGUGAAGAACAAAACAGUGAGGACAUAUCCCUCUCUCUCUUUCUCUCUCCCAAAUUGGAAGACUAUAGUAUGAAUGAAUUUUGAAUGCAUGAUAAUUGUUAUCUGAAUAUUGUGUCAAGCAAUAAUCAGCGGGAAACAUGCUGCAAACUGAUUCAGUCUAGACCCAAUGUCAUAUCGAGCAUGCAAAUUUAGUAGAUUAGAUUCCAGAGGCAGCAUUCAGUGAGGGAAUUCACUCCAGCAAAAGAAGAAGCUUUUGCAUAUUGGAAAAAUAUCUGUGCUUUUUAGCUGGUUGUCAUGGGUUGUUUUCCAUUUUCCUAGGAGUGAGUCUUUAAGUUUUUUGACUGAAAAUUUCAGGGGAAGACUGGGUGAAGGACAAUAAAAGAGUGGAGCAAACUGAUAGGUAGAUUAUGGUCUUUGCGGUUGUCAGAUGAAUUCUAUGGACAAGAUAAUUUAUUGUUUCUUUUUUUCUCAAAACCCAUUUAGGAAUUUUCACUCUUUCCCCUUAAGAUUCCAAAACUUCUUAAGCCUUCUUUGCCAGGGUUCUGAUCCUCCAAGUGUUUGUUUCUUUCCUUUCCUGUCUACAUCAAACCGCCUUGCCACUUUUUUAUAUUUUGGCCUUCUUUCUCUCCCUUUGUGUUAGCUUAUAAGGCCAGACUUCCCCUCUUUAGAUUCCACAACAAAGUGCUUCACAGAGAAUACAUAUCUCCCCCAAAUUUACCUUAAACACUUCCGUUUUUAUUUUCUUUCUUUGCUAGCUAUAGCCAGCCUUCCUCUUCUCUUCUCCCAUGACUGGAAAAAGAAACCAAACCAGCAGCCCCAUCGGCAGCCCAUCUUCCGGGAACAUCUCGGACAGUUCUUCCAAAGAACAAGACCGUUUCCUUCCCAUAGCUAAUGUAAGUCGAAUCAUGAAAAAAUCCCUCCCAGCAAAUGCAAAAAUAUCCAAAGAAGCCAAAGAAACUGUCCAAGAAUGUGUAUCCGAGUUCAUCAGCUUCAUCACGGGUGAGGCUUCGGACAAGUGUCAGAGGGAAAAGAGGAAAACUAUAAACGGUGAUGACCUUUUGUGGGCUAUGACAACGCUGGGAUUUGAGAAUUAUGUUGGACCUCUCAAGGUUUAUCUCAACAGGUACAGGGAAACUGAAGGAGAGAAGAAUUCCAUGGCUAGGCAAGAAGAUCAGUGCGCUGCUACUAAUCCUGCAAUCAACCAUGGUGGUGCUAUUGAAUUCAACAAAGUAAAUGCAGCUAUGUCAGCUAGGGGUACAGAUCAUUUCCAGGGCUAUGGCAAUGGCUUCUUUUCGCUUGGGGCUCAAGGUACACAUCCACACAACUAUGAAGAUGGUGGAAGAGGGAUCGGCUAUGGAGAGAGUUUGAUGACAGCAGGUGCUUUCAACGCAAACAGGAUUCGAGAAAAUGGAGAUGGAAAUGGCAAUAGAACCAUGGCAGCUCAUCUUCACAGGGUUGACUGGUAGCAGUUGCAAAUCAAAUUAUUAGUUUUUUUCCCCAUUAUAUAUAUAUAUAUAUAUAUAUUUAUAUGUUUAAAGUUUGUUUUUGUUUCUUCAAUUUGAUUUAACUAUCUAAUGAAUAUAUAUAAAACUUUAUCAGAGAUUCUCUUACUAAAGUACAAUCAAAGAGCAGGAAAUCUUAGUUUCAGAGAAUUUCAGUU
Messenger RNA from Theobroma umbraticum, 1670 nucleotides. NCBI's taxonomy places the organism in Eukaryota, Viridiplantae, Streptophyta, Magnoliopsida, Malvales, Malvaceae. The record is from RefSeq and is a predicted model, not a curated record.